CCCUACUAUGACCUCCCUUCAAUGAUCGCCCACCCAGCAAGCGCGGCCACGAACACAAAAUGCCACCAACAUCAACAACAUCCACCACCACCCGUCGCAAACGCGUUUUCUCCUCCGUCCUCCCCCCAGCCUCUCUCGACGACUUUCUGACAGCUGCGAAAUCACACACCCUCGGCCCCAAUCCCCCGCUUUUCUUCCCGUCCUCUAAACUCUCCCACAACACCCACCCCAGCGCCGACUCCGACUCCCAGAAAACCGAGAACCCUACCUUCCGCGCCUCCACCACCUCCCAGCAAACCGAAAUCGCCACCUCGGACGAUGACGACGAAGAUGACGGCGCCUGGUUCGACGAGGAUACCUGGACCCGCGCAUGGGACGUUGCGACGGGGUUCCUGGCGGUACCGGACCGCGGCUACGCGACCCUCCUCCGAUACGAGCAGACGGAGCCCACGGAGUUCCUAAGACUGUGGAAUCGCCAUCGCACGGCGGAGACCGACGUGCUGGAGGCGUUUGCGUGUCUACUCGAGCCGUUUCUAGGUAACCGGAGGGUGCGCAGGCCGAAGGGGGACGCGGUGCAGAAAAGUAUCCUGGAUUGGUACGGGUUCGAGAUCCGGAGGCACUUUUUGAAGAAUGUUCGGGGCGGAUUGGUCGAGGCGCUGGGACAGCCGGACAAGGAUGGUUUGUUGCAGAGGAUUGUGGUGUGUCUGCAAUUGGUCCGAAGGAUUUACUUCGAGCCACUGGUGGAUAUCCUUGGCGCACUGUAUCGAGGCGUGCAGGAAAAUGUGUAUGGGAGGCUGUGUCGGUCGUUUUAUAUGAUGGUCGCCUAUGCGCUGCCGUGGUCGCAGGCGUCUGGGCUGCUGGGUCGUGAGAUUAUGAAGGAGGCGCUGGUCAUUCUGGGGAUUGAUGCCCUCAGAGAACGAGCGGCUGCUGAGGGGGCUGGCGGCGUGGAUGAUAUGGACCUUGAUCGCCAGUGCUCGGUGUCCUAUCAGGACUGGCGCGAUGAGCCCUCCCCGGCUGCUAGGAUGCAGAUGUUGACGGAUCAGGACUCCCGGGUCGGUGCUGCGCGGGAGCGGCUGCUCAUGCUCUUUGACGGGCUGCAGCUCGUGGGGAUGGGCGGUGACAAGGCACAGAAGGUAUUCGCCAGCGUGAUGGAUACCAUGAUGACUGAAUUUGUCCGAGCAGCUUAUACGGCCCAGUGGGAGGGUCCUUCACUUGCAUCGCAGCAUUUGCGGCAGUGGAUCGAGAACGUGUUUGCGCAGCUCGUCGUCCAAGUCCUGUCGAUCAUCAACGUGCCCGAAUCGGGCGAAAAGGAGCUUGGCAACCUUGACGUGACCCUGAGCGACGUCGAGAAAUGGCAGGAGAUUGGCAUUGCGCGUCUAGGCGCAUUACGGACCAGCGAACUCUUCGAUGUGAUCGUUGAGUGGCCGGCAAGCAGCGGUGCGAUCGAGGAUCUCCGACAUUUCACAACCUAUCCAGCUGCGCGAUACCAUUUGACGCAAUCCUUCAUCGCCGUCCUCAAUCAACGAUUGCUACAUCCGGGAGCAUCCACAAUCGAGAUCCUCCAGGUAUACAUCUCGAUCAUCCGAGCCUUUAAUCUACUUGAUCCUAAGGGCGUCCUCCUUGAUCGAAUUGCUCGGCCCAUCCGUCGAUAUCUCCGCGACCGUGAUGACACCAUCCAAGUCAUCGUUGGCGGGUUGCUGGCCGAUCCUGCCGACGCGGACGGCCAAACAGCCUCCACCCACCACCCCGACACCCUGGUGGAGCUUUCUGCGGAGCUAACCAAGGCACACCAGAACUCCCUCCGAGCCGACAGCGGCGAGCUCGACUGGGAUGACAUGAACUGGAUGCCGGACCCAGUGGACGCGGCGCCAGACUACCGGAAAUCCAAGACAUCCGACGUGAUCGGCAGCCUGAUCAGCCUGUUCGAUUCGAAGGAGAUGUUCGUCAAGGAGAUGCAGAAAAUGCUCGGGGAGCGUCUACUCCAGAAGCGCACCGACUUCGACCAAGAGAUGGCCGUGCUGGAACUGCUCAAGGUCCGCUUCGGCGACAACGCCCUCCAGGCCUGCGAGGUCAUGCUCCGCGACAUCUUCGACUCGCGUCGCGUCGACAGCGUCGUCCGCGCCGAUCAAGGCCUACACAAGAGCCAGCAGCAACCAGCGCAUGCCACCGACCUCCACGCCAAAAUUCUGUCCCAUUUCUUCUGGCCCGACCUCCCAGGCCCGGACUUCCGCGUCCCGGACCCCGUCGCCUCCCUCCAACACCGCUACGCCCAGGGCUUCGGCUCCCUUAAACAAUCCCGCAAACUCACUUGGCUCAACGGCCUCGGCCAGGUCACCGUCGAACUGGACCUGGAAGACCGCGUCUUCGUCGACGAAGUCACCACCUGGCAAGCGACGGUGAUCUACGCCUUCAACUCACCUUCUUCGUCAUCGGCACCCACCCUCAAAACCACCACCGACCUCGCCCACCAACUCCAAAUGCCCAUCACCCUCGUCCGCUCCGCCUGCCUCUUCUGGGUCAGCAAGCGCAUCCUCCACGAACAUCCCCGCGACACCUUCCGCGUCCUCGAAGUCCUCCCUUCCUCCACCUCCUCCUCCACCGACCAACCCGACGCCGCCCACCCGGCAAACACCCACCCCUCCACCUCCCCCAAGACAACCACAACCCCGACCACCCCCACGAGUAAUCCCCGCCACCCACCGCACCCACAUCACCCAAGCACAUCCCCCGUCUUCGAAGACGCCGCCGAGGCAGCCGCAGCAGCCGCCGCAGCCGCAGCCAAGGAAUCGGCCGAAGCGGCCGCGAUGGAGAAGAUGAACCUCUACUGGCAAUUCAUCGUGGGGAUGCUGACGAAUCAGGGCGCCAUGCCGCUGCAGCGGAUCGUGAUGAUGCUGAAGAUCGCCGUGCCGGGAGGGUUCCCGUUUAGCAACGAGGAGCUCCGGGAGUUUUUGGCUGGGAUGGUUGCGAAGGGGAAGCUGGAGAUUGUGAGUGGGGGAAAUUAUAAGAUUAAGACUUAGACUAGGUCUGUAUACAGGGGUUAGAUUGGGGAGUGGGAUAGUGCCGCGCUGGGGUAGCCCAUGUAUCUCUGCAUUGGUUCUCUAGUGACGCGGUCCUCGCUAGUAUACUAUACGUACCAGUCAGGCAGGCAG
This is a messenger RNA of Aspergillus homomorphus CBS 101889, 3149 nucleotides long. Its product is annotated as anaphase promoting complex subunit 2. The coding region runs from base 60 to 3017 and encodes 985 amino acids. Gene Ontology annotation, cellular component: anaphase-promoting complex. Gene Ontology annotation, biological process: ubiquitin-dependent protein catabolic process. Gene Ontology annotation, molecular function: ubiquitin protein ligase binding. NCBI's taxonomy places the organism in Eukaryota, Fungi, Ascomycota, Eurotiomycetes, Eurotiales, Aspergillaceae. The record is from RefSeq and is a predicted model, not a curated record. The transcript is spliced from 2 exons.